This is a messenger RNA of Ectocarpus siliculosus, 1401 nucleotides long. Lineage: Eukaryota; Phaeophyceae; Ectocarpales; Ectocarpaceae. The record is from the annotation of a GenBank genome assembly.
AUGGAAGCUCCUGAGAAUGCUGGCGGGGAGCCGGACUUUGAGUUAACCGCCAGGUCUGAUGGAGUCGAAGCUUCUGCAACAAGCGGUGUCGAAACCGCAGAUAGAUUUGAGCGUUACCCUUCUGGUAACAGCAGUUCCGCUGGCGCGGUUGCUAAUUUCGUCAACACCAUCGUGGGCGCUGGAAUUGUGGGGAUUCCGUUCGCGACAGCUCAGAGCGGGUUGUGGGCGGGAAUCUUCAUGCUCUGCCUCGCCGCGCUGCUGAACGUCAAGUCCACCACGAUGCUCAUCACGGCGGGAGAGAAAGUUGGGAGGCUCAACUAUGAGGAGCUCAUGGAGGUUUACUUCGGCAGCGCAGGGACGCACGUGUUCACCUUGUUCGCGGGCGUGCUGGCCUUCGGGGCAAUGUCUGCCUACUUGAUCAUCGUGGGAGACACGGUCCCGAUGAUCGCGCACGCGUCGGGCAUCGACACCGGAGCGCUCGCUGACCGGGCUUCUGUGAUCGGGAUAGUCGGGGUGUUCUGCAUGCUCCCGCUGUCGCUGCUCAAGGAUCUGAGCAAGCUUGCCUACACGUCUUGCUUGAGCGUCCUGGCUGAUGUUCUGCUCACGGUCAUUGUCCUCGUGGGUGCAUCGGGAGCAGCCAGAGAACUCCCCGACGUCGACCGGUCCGACGUGAACACCUUCAUCAGGCCGACGAUCUUCGCGGGAUUCGGGGCAAUUUCUUUUUCCUUCGUUUGCCAACACUCUUCUUUUCUGGUGUACCGGAGCAUGAGCGAGAGAGGUGUGGACCGGUGGGCCACGGUUACGCGGUGGGCGGUCUCCAUCGCGCUGGUGAUGUCGCUGACCCUCGGCGUCGCCGGCUACCUUAGCUUCGCGGACGGCACCGAAGGAAACAUCUUGAACAACUUCACGCACGAGCACAGGCCCGCGACGGUUGCCAGAGCUUUCCUGGCCCUGACGAUGGUCUUGACCUAUCCAUUAGAAAUGUACGUGGCAAGGCACGUGCUAGACGCUUCACUUUUCCAGACCUGUCUCGGGAAGGGCCCGAUCACCACGGUUAGGCACUACUGGAUAACCGUCAUCAUCUGGGUGCUCACCCUGACACUGGCCCUGUCCACCGCCAAUCUUGGAUCUGUCCUGGAGAUUUUCGGUGCUUUCGGCGCAAGCGCGAUUGGGUACGUCCUGCCGCCGCUGCUGUACAUGAAGUCCUGCGGCCACGAGCUGAGGCAAGCAAAGGCCGCCUGGGACAAGGACUCGUCCGAGUACGAGCCGGCGCUCACCGAGCGGCUGUGGGCGUCGCGCAACUUCAUCGUGCCCGUGUUCAUGGUGCUGUUCGGGGUCGUGGCGAUGGUGGCCGGCGUCGUGACGGCGGUUGUUGGGGAGUUGUCACACACGAAGGCGUGA